Molecule: messenger RNA, 629 nt
Organism: Lineus longissimus
Lineage: Eukaryota; Metazoa; Nemertea; Pilidiophora; Heteronemertea; Lineidae
Exons: 3
Source: RefSeq, a predicted model, not a curated record
UUUAGUUAUUUCAAUUUUCAAUUUGAAACUAUUUGAAUUUCCCACCACACACAACUUUAGAUUAGUUCCACAUGUGGCCGCUAGGGAUUUUUUGAUGACGUAGGUCGUGUCAGUCAGAACAAAGCAAGAUGGCUUCCGCAUACAGUUCAGAGAGUGAGAGCAGUGAAUUUGAGGAUGUUUUGGUCGAUACAGAAGGAUAUUUAAACGUUGAGCCAUACAUGUUCGAGCCAUUGAUAUCACUAGAUCAUAAUGAGAGUGAUCAUUCGGACGAAAGUGAUGAGGAAGUGGAGGAUGAACGCCCUGAACGUGCAGGCAACAGAAAAUGGUGUGACUGUGGAAACUGCACAGCUCAAAUCACUGGAACAGAGUCGAUGUGCUGCAGUGACUAUUCCCCAGUUCUGGCCAAGAAGGAAAGUUAUGAGCCAGAUGGAGUUGCCUGCAUAACUCUGCAUCCCGGAUUCGCAAGCAACUGCCUUGACCGAUAUGUCCUGGAAAGUGCCAUGUAUGAAUUUAUCCAAGAUCAAGGGCCAAUAGGAAAUGAUCAGCCAAUGCACAAGUUAUGGAGAUACCUUGCAUACCGCAGAUUUGUGCGCUGGUGCUGGCAACGUUUGGGCAAAAAGCAAAGACUU